This is a messenger RNA of Acanthoscelides obtectus, 2472 nucleotides long. The record is from the annotation of a GenBank genome assembly. NCBI's taxonomy places the organism in Eukaryota, Metazoa, Arthropoda, Insecta, Coleoptera, Chrysomelidae.
GGGGAAUUACCGCGCGCUGUUCACUAAACGUAGCAAAGACAAUGUGAGGGUUGCCAUUCGUGUAAAACAGUAAAUAACUACCGAUGACGUAAUCAUCAUCUAGACUCCCCUACCCCGCAUGUCAUCCAAAAUAAGCAAAGCAAAGCACGUAAUACUUGAACGGCCUCUAAGUUCCACUUCAAAAAUUCUCAUUCUCAUCGUAAAGUUAAAAAAGCUCGCACGGAAAACUUUUGGGAACCACCGUUCCCGAUUUAAGCCACCCAAUUCGAGCUGAGCAAAGAGGGGGACGCCCUCCCCUGAAUCUCCUUAGCGUCGGGACGUAGAGCGUCCCGACGAUCUGUAGCUAAUAGGACAGCGUCGACCUCUGAUCGUUCAUAGGCAAAGGUAGGUACCGAUUCGCGCUACCCCCUAAUACGCUAAGGGUAAGAGAACGGUGGUUGUGACAGUGACUCGUGCGGUAACACGCGGGGGGUGGCUAAGUGUACGGGGGGAGGGGGAUGACCGUAUAUGGCAGUGCGGCUUGCGCAGAGUGGUGGUAAGUUGUUACUGAUCACCGUAUAAGGUGGGACAAGUGAAAUACACUUGUUAGAAUUGUUUUUGCUGAUAAGAUUAGUUGUGAGUCAUUCUUAUCUGAAAUUGUGUUGAUUUGUGGUUCAGUGAUUUCAACAAUUGCUUUGUCCUAUUCUUUUCCGAGACACAAUAUCUUAAUUGGUUUUCGAGUGCGUUGUGCUAGAAUUCACAUAAAAAUUAAUGAGGCCUUUCGUCUUCUUCGUACUAAGCCAGUCUACCAAAGCCCUCCAUCAUGGACGCGAUCAAGAAGAAGAUGCAAGCGAUGAAGCUUGAAAAGGACAACGCGGCCGACAAGGCCGACGCGAUGGAGGGUCAACUGAAGGACGCGACCGCCAGAUGCGAAAAGAUCCAGGAGGAGGUUCAGGACCUCACCAAAAAACUCAGCCAGGUCGAGAACGACCUCGUCUUCAACAAACAGCAGCUCGAGAACGCCAACAAGGAGCUGGACAACAAAGAAAAGCUCCUCACGCAGGCUGAAUCAGAAGUAGCUGCACUGAAUCGUAAAGUCCAACUGAUUGAAGAAGAUUUGGAACGCUCUGAGGAACGUUUGGCCACAGCUACCACAAAACUUGCAGAAGCUUCCCAAGCAGCCGAUGAAAGCUCACGUAUGUGCAAAGUAUUGGAGAACAGGUCCCAGCAAGAUGAGGAACGUAUGGACCAACUGACCAACCAGCUGAAGGAAGCCCGUCUAUUGGCUGAAGACGCCGACAACAAAUCUGAUGAAGUAUCCCGCAAGCUGGCCUUCGUUGAAGACGAGCUGGAAGUAGCUGAAGAUCGUGUCAAGGGUGGAGAUGCCAAGAUCAUGGAACUGGAAGAGGAAUUGAAAGUCGUAGGAAACUCACUGAAAUCUUUGGAAGUAUCCGAGGAGAAGGCCAACCAGCGUGUAGAAGAGUUCAAGAAGCAAUUGAAGAGUCUCACUGUCAAGCUGAAGGAGGCUGAGGCACGUGCUGAAUAUGCUGAGAAGACCGUCAAGAAACUCCAGAAGGAAGUUGACAGGCUUGAAGAUUUCGUGCUGAGGGAAAAGAACAAAUAUAUGGGCAUUGUGACAGAGAUAGACAAAACCUUUGUCGAAAUGUCCUCGCUUGGACAAAAGAAAUAAAUUGCCGAUAUAUCAUUUACUAUUUACUAACUUCCUGUGUUGAUAUAAUUUGUUUGUAUUUCGAUUUGCCACUGGAUUUGUACAACGUUCGUUGCUUAAUUCAGUGUUACCGUAUUUAAAAAAAUACACUUGGACCUUAACUUCCUAUUAUUUAACCGUUUCUUUUUAUUAAUUAUUUCUAACUGGUUGAUGUCAUAUAAAAAUCGUUUCUUGCUUAUUCUCGAGAAAUACAUUAGCAUAGAGUCUUCAAUGUAUUCUACGAAUUAAUUCGAAUUUACAGAAAAGAUUCUAUUAUAUCAACACACCCCUUAUAUAUUGUAUUAUUCUGUAUAUACUUGUCACUUUCAAUGCUUUGUAAUUAUAUAUUUUGUACUUAGAAGAAUGCUUGUAGUUUAGGCUUAAUGCAAACUAACUUAUUUUGACAGCUUAUGCUUAUAUUUGCCGCUUAAGGAAAGCUCAAGAUGAACUUGGCAUCAACAAAGACAGAUACAAGUCCCUGGCCGAUGAGAUGGACUCCACCUUCGCUGAACUGGCUGGUUAUUAAUUCUUUCAAAAUAAUCUUGAAUACCUUAAGCAUCCAUCAUACUGUCCAGGAACGGUACCACUGCAAUUUCCUGGUUUAAAAUGUAAUAUAUUGUAUUUCAGCAUCGUUAUAUCUACUAUAUUGUAUGAGAACAUAUGUGACAUUAUUCUAGGUUAUAUUGUUUUUGGAAAAGCCAUUAAAAGUAAAUAUAAAUGCAUUGUAUUUAUUGUUUACUAUCUCGCUUCGGUUUUGUCUAAUAAAAUUAUUUUUAUUUGUUGAA